AUGGCAACACCAACGAAGGUAGGCAAGUCCGCCAACGGGACGAACGAACUCGACGCUGAGUCUGUGGUCUUGUAUGCCGAAGUAGCAGCAAAGAGCGAAUACGUUGCAAGUGGUGGAAAGCAGCUCAAAUCCAAGGGAUGGUCCGAUCUCCUCAUGCGCCUUGGUGGGCGUGGCAACAUCACAAAAGCGAGCCAACUGCAGUCAAGAUGGAAAAGGCUGAAGGAAGAUUACGUUGAUUACAAAUGGCUCAUGCUGAAUUUUUCGGAGGACGGCUUGGUUGGCGUGUCUGAAGAUACGUGGGGUAAGCUGGACAAGCACCCAAGAAGCAUGCCGUUGUUGCGCUUCCGGGAACGGCCAUUUCUCCACUAUGAUGCUAUCGCAGAGAUAGUAA
This is a messenger RNA of Aphanomyces astaci, 391 nucleotides long. RefSeq lists its product as hypothetical. NCBI's taxonomy places the organism in Eukaryota, Oomycota, Saprolegniomycetes, Saprolegniales, Verrucalvaceae. The transcript has a single exon. The record is from RefSeq and is a predicted model, not a curated record. The annotation marks the transcript as partial.